Dacryopinax primogenitus is the source of this 6536-nucleotide messenger RNA. Its product is annotated as beach-domain-containing protein. Bases 146 to 6337 code for a protein of 2063 amino acids. The record is from RefSeq and is a predicted model, not a curated record. Gene Ontology annotation, molecular function: protein binding. The transcript has 32 exons. Lineage: Eukaryota; Fungi; Basidiomycota; Dacrymycetes; Dacrymycetales; Dacrymycetaceae.
CAGUCAUCUCCGAGCUGGUCGUCUCCGGCACAGUGCUCGCUGUCCAUCACAUCCAGAACUAGCAUACUGCUCUCAGGAUAGACCUUUGUUAUAAGUGGGAACGACUGAACUGGCAUAGGAAGAAUACCGCUCUUGUGUAAGGGUAAUGUUCCGCAACCUGCUGAGUCCGUUACGCUCAGCCGGGUUCGAGAACCUCAACCCGCUCUCGCCUCGGUCUGGCGGGUCAGUGCCUGGCUCGACCUCAGUUUCGCCCGAGCCAGAAGACCUAGCACAUGGUGUUCGAAUGGAUGUCAUGCGUCGUUCGGCUGAGGAGCUCAAAGAGGGCGCUGGAACACUCGACCUGGUGGGAUUGACGGAGCUGCUGGAAAUUAUCCGACGAGUGAUGAUAGAGGACCACUCCACCGUUGCGAUCUUCAUCGAGCUUGAUGGACUGCUCGGGCUGCUUAGCGCUCUCCAGAUCGUCUGCGCACAGGUGCAGACAAUGCCUUCUCCUACCCGUAGGAGUCCUCCCCUCCCCGAUCGGAGUGCCCCUGUAACUGCUGUCAAGUCUGCGUUACAAGUACUAGACGGUGUCCUGAAGGAGAGGUCAGGGAGAGCUGGUUUUGAAACCAGUCGAGGAUGGGAGACGUUGACCACCAUGCUCCUCCCGCUUGGGCCAAUAUCUGGCGUAUCCACGUCGCUUCUCGGUGACCUCCUUUGCCUUUCUCUCGCCGACUUCAGCCCCUCCAAUCUUGAAUUCUUCGCCGCCUCUGCCAAGCCCGCAUUCAAUCCCUUCGCGACCGCUACCCUACACAACCCUGAAGCGAUCAGCACGAUGCUUGCUCUUCUACCUAAUCUGGUCUCAUUCUCCGAAAGAGUCGCACUUGCGAGCGUGCUGCUACAAAUCGCCCAGAGCGGACCAUUCAAUCUCGCUGCGAUGGCACAGCCAGAGAUCGACCUGCUAGGGCAGCUUAUCCCGCUGCUGUUCCCUGCGCCCGAAGGAGCCUCCCUAGCCGCUCCAGUUUCGUCCCCAACCUCGAUCGGUUCACCCAGCUCCCUGUCUUCGUCAAGGUCGACUUACAAGCUCGAGGACAACCUUCGACCGCUUCUGUUAAAGCUCAUGAAGCUCCUGUUGCGAACAUCGUGCUCUGUGCCCAGCGCGCGGAUGCUAUUCGAGCGAGCGGUGCAUUUGGAAAAAGGGCAGCACAUUGACACGGAGGUAUUGGGUGUACUGGCUGACGGGUGCGACACCAUGAGCGACGGGUUCGGAUGGCCAGCCUUCCUGAGCCUCGCAGAUGGAAGUGCGCAGACUAUUGUAGACAGAGCAGUGGGCGGUUCGGGGUUCACGUUCCUGGCUUGGAUCUACCUACCGCGAAUAAACGUGGACGAAACACGCACGUUAAUGACCCUCUCUCCAAACCCGCCCGUCUCCUCGCGCUUCUCUGUCCGCAUCUCGCUUCGCUCCGAUUGCUCGAUCUCGUAUGAGACAUCGGCGUCGAAAGGGCCGGUUCGGUUCAGCAAAAGCAGGAUUAGGAGAUGUGAAUGGGUACAACUUGGGUUGACCCAUUGGAGAUCGGACGCAAAGGGAGAAUCGAAGUGCUACGUGUUCCUCAAUGGGCAUCUUACAGAGUCACUGCCUACACCUUGGCCGAGAGUGCCUUCAUCACUGCAAUUCCAGAUCGGUCGGACAAACGCCUCCGACGCGCCUAAAGAUUGCUGUAUCUAUGUCGGCCCUUGUCAUCUUCUCGCGUAUCCUCUCGCGAACGAAAUGCUCGUCCUUCCGCGCAUCCUGGGUCCGCAUUAUACUGGUAAAUUCCAAGCUGGACUGCUGCGGUUCUUGACGUAUGCUGCUGCAACUGGGUUGAACGUUCAUCUUGCUGCGGAGGCGCAGAGUAAGAACGAAGCAGAAAAAGCUGCCGGGAAAGGAAAGGCUAAGGACAAGGAGAAGGAAACGAAUGUUGCAAUUAUGAAGGCAUUGCGGGACGGCCUGCAUACAGACAGCGCCCCUGUCCACGUUAUGGUACCAGCUCGCUCCUUCUUGGAAGAUAUGGCUGAUGAUCCAAAUGGAGGAGCUAGUGUUCCAGGUUCCUGGACACUGGAGAACAACGCGAAGAUCGUGGAGCUUCUGCCUCUCCGGUCUGCGGUAUACGCCAUAGGAGGAUCUAGUCUGGGUCUGCGGCUUGUCGAGUUCGCAAAGAAUGAAGCGGAACUACUGGAUGCACUCCGUGUGUUGUUAGGAAUAUUGGCGCACAGCUGGAGAAAUAGCGAGGAGAUGGAAUCAUACAAUGGGUAUGACGUUGUAUCAAGCCUUCUCAGGAAAAACCCGUCCUUCAUUAGUGAGGCGGUUCUCGACGUGAUUCUGUCGUUUGUCGGGAUCGACAGGCAGAACGUAAAUCGUUGUGUAAUUGUUAAUACUGUAGCAUACCGUGCCCUCUUGCUCGAUUUCGACUUGUGGGCAAGGACGGCGCUCCCUAUUCAGCGCUUGUAUUUAUCACAUUUCACUUUAUUGGUCUCUGGAACCACCCAUCGGCGAUUCAACAUCAAGCAUCGUUUCGCAAAAUACGGUAUCAUUCGACUCUUCCUGCAUAGUUUGAGAUUCACUCCAUAUCAAGACGACAUCAUCCCCGACGUGAUAGAUGCGAUGCGUUCCAUCAUGUUAUAUCACUUCUCAACAGAGCAUACCAUCAAGCCUCUUGUCAGCUACCUUGCCACCAACCUGCAUCCUGAAUCAGAGUCAGUCAUAUCCCCACUGUCAACUAUAUCUGUCCUGCCCGACAACACUAAAGGCUACGUCAAGGCAUUAAAGGUCUUCGACAUGCUGCUAUCUAUCCUUCACAUGUUCGAAUACAUUGUCAAGUUCAACGUAUCUCUUACCAUUUCACGUGUCGCCCUUCUUUUGCUCGGAGAAGAACCAUCCCCGGAAAUUGCCUCCCGGGUGCUAACCCUUCUCGGUCUCGUCAGCAGGAUAUCACCAACGUUUCCGCGCAAGUUUGAGCUAGUUCACGGCUGGCUCGUGCUUCGACAUGUGCUGCCUCAAUGCUGGGAACCCAGCGUUCAGAAAGCAUCGUUCGACCUUCUGCUGGGCCAAGCAAAGUUAGAAGGGAAGCGCAACCCGGAGGAGAUCUCGGAGGAGGCAUAUUGCCUAUCAGUCCUUCCUGCUAUUCUGGCUAGCUUCUUUGUGAGCAUUGAACGCUCUUUCGCUGGAUUGCUGCCACUAGCGGAAACAUCCACAGGCGAAGACGUGUCCGAAUCUCUUGCAGAUGCAUUGUUGGAGCUUCUCGAUGGACAUCCUCAGCUUUUCCGAUCAAAAAAUGUCAUAACUUUGUUCACCCAAUUCGCCCAUAACAUUCUUGCCACUCUUCCAUCACCUCAGGAACAACAACCAUUGAGUCGGAGUCUCAUCGACAAGUUGACACAUAUUACUGUGAUGCUGUCUCUUGACGAACGAAUAGCGACAACCCAACGACAGGAGUUGACGCGUCUCCUGCAACGACUCCAUUCUUCUGGUUCGCAUUCAGCAGCAGUUACCCCGCAAUCCACACCCAUAUCAGCGAAGAGCAUUGAUACGCACGGAUUGGGGACAGUCCAGCAGUCUUUCACACGCACUGCUGCAUGGCGAGCAAAUCUUCGCAAGAUGGACAAGGAUCGUAUUCGCAAGCACUUGCAGGAUGACCGAGAGUGGCGGGAACAGAUCGCGCAGCAGAUUAUUUGGCGUUCAGCAACAGACUUUGAUCGUGGGUUAUGGAUCUCACCAGGUGCAGUGCGUACGUGGAAGGUUGACGAGACAGAAGGUCCAUUCCGGACAAGGUAUGUACUGCUUUUGUUAUCUAUCAAGAGCUUUUGGCGAAUGACGAGAAGGAAAAAGUUGGAGGCAAUGGAACAAGAGCAGACAUCAGCCCAAACGAAGAACGGCCCAUCCGAUUCUUCUGCGUUACAAAUUUCUGCGAGCGACCGACGUCUGCAUGCCAUGGAUCUUGAUGAUAGCGCAUCAGUGACACGUGUUGAACCACCGCCAUGGAACGACAACGAGUCCAACUUGACGCCUGAACUGAGCCUCGAAGAGGAUCUUGUAGACGAUAAGCAUCGUCGAGUUCGGCGUUAUCUGGCACCAGGAGAUGUUAUUCAGGCUGUGACCAAUGUUUACAGGAUCGUUGGCAUAGACUCUUCGCCCGGACUGUUAAUCCUGGGAAAAACGCAUCUUUACCUGCUCGAGGGCCUUGUCGCCAGUAAAGAUGGGGAAAUUAUCGAUGCCAGGGAGGCGCCGAAAGACUUGCUCGUUAUCCCUUCGGGAACCGUGGUUGAAUUCAAGAAAUAUCGCCCCGCUGAUAAAUGGGCUUUCGAGGAUAUCACCGGUCUAAGUAAGCGCACUUGUUUAUUUAGGGAUGUCGCUCUCGAGCUGUAUCUGCGGGAUAACCGAAGCAUUUUGCUUGUUUUCGAGACAAGUCAAGCAAGACAGUCGGCGUUCUCUCGACUGGCUGGGUCUCGUUCAGGAAAGCCACCGGCAGAGGCAGCGUCCGCGUUUCCAUUGCGCACGCCAUUGGCAAGCGCAAUGACUGCAGUCGGCGCUCGUUUUACUAUGAUUGGGACCGGUCGCGCAGAGCUGGAAACGGCCACUCGAAAAUGGCAGGCUCGCGAGCUAUCUAAUUUCGCAUACUUAGCUAUCAUCAACCAGGCGGCAGGCCGGACGCCGAAUGAUAUCACUCAAUAUCCAGUAUACCCAUGGAUUUUACAAGACUAUGACUCAGAGAAACUAGAUCUCACAUCACCUGAGACGUUCCGUGACCUUGCAUGUCCAAUGGGGGCUCUUACGCCAGACAGGCGAAGUUCCGCUCUGGAACGUUAUGACGCUCAGAUGGGGGAACAGCCGUUCCACUACGGAACGCACUUUUCCUCCUCUAUGAUUGUCUGCCACUUCUUGCUUCGCCUUCAGCCAUUCACCCGAAUGUUUCAAGAACUGCAGGGAGGAAGCUUCGAUCUUGCUGAGCGCUUGUUCAGGGAUGUUGGCAAAGCAUGGUCAUCAGCUGCGCAUGAGAGCAGAGGGGAUGUUCGUGAACUUAUUCCUGAGUUCUUUACAUGUCCCGAGUUUCUUCAAAACGUCAAUGAGCUUGAUCUUGGAACGCUGCACACGGGCGAGAGAGUAGGAGACGUGACUCUUCCUGUUUGGGCGAUGAAGGACCCGCUGCUAUUCAUUUCACUACAUCGACAGGCUCUUGAGAGUGACCACGUCUCCAAAUGCAUACCUCGUUGGAUUGAUCUCGUUUUCGGUAUCAAACAAAAGGAUGUGGAGGCGUUGAAUGUUUAUCAUCCUUUGACAUACGAGGGGGCGAUAGAUUUGGAGGCCAUCACCGAUGCCUGGGAAAGAGAAGCGACAGUUGGCGCUAUACAUAACUUUGGGCAAACGCCUCGACAGGUCUUCCGACAUUCACAUCCUGAUCGUUACCUGGAGGGAAAGACGACACUUCCUCUUGGGACGCCGUUCGGUAUUUGUGAGGACUACGGUCUCCUCAAGCAAGGUAACCCCAUUGGAAAGAAGAUCCUCGAGUCUGUAGAUACGUUGUACAUCGACACCAUUGCUGAGCGCAUCGUUGCCUGUCCAGCCCAUAAGCGAUCUGUGCCUCAAAUGCCUCACGAGUACAUCGAAUGGUCGGAGUUAACACACUCUGUGUCUUUCUUCGUCGAUCGCAAAGUCAGCCACAUCGAGGAAGAGACACCAAUCACGGUCGCAGAAUUCUAUGACAACCGUGUGCUCGUGACCGGCAGUGACGAUUCGACGGUGUCGAUCUGGCGGAUCGUCCGGGGUGAUCAAUUUGCUCUGCGUCUUGUCGGCAGCAUGCGCGGGCACCAUGGACGAGUAAACUGUCUCGCAACUUCGCGGUCCUGGGCUAUGGCGGUCACGGGCGCGGCAGACGGGCUUGUUAUCCUCUGGGACGUCAACCGCGUACGUUAUGUGCGUUCUAUGGCCCAUGAGAUGCCAGUCGAGCACGUUCAAAUCGGGCCUGGAGGGGAAAUUGCCUCAUCGUCAAGAACUGCGGUGUCACUCCACACUAUGAAUGGUCAGCUCAUCGCAUCUUUCCGCCCGAUGGAGCCCAUCACCUGUCUGGCUUUUCACGAACGCGAGUAUACACCAACGCCUGUGCUCGUCACUGCUUGCGCGGACGAGAUUAAGCUGUGGACGUGGAAUGCGACUUCUGCCGACGAGGAGGGGAAGGCUGUGUGGAAGUUCGUCCCUCUAAGGACGAUGAAGUGCAAGAACGGACUGUCACCGAAUACGUCAGUCAAGGCACUUCAGUUUGUUGGCGAGUCGCUAUAUCACGGUGAUAGCGAUGGCAACAUAUUUUUAUGGACAUUCCCGGAGUAAAACUGAAUUUGGGCAAGAGUGUCUCAUGACCGAACUGAGACCGUAGGAAGGAUAUGAUCGGGAACGGGCGUGACCGGCUCUCAUUCUUGAAUGUAUAUAUAGGUAACAGGAACUGUACAAAUCUGCACGCUCAGAGUGGAAGAAAGGCAAGUGCUUAUCUAAACUGACAAUGGGGACGUCACCGGACCCUUCAAGUUAC